Dama dama (fallow deer) is the source of this 1853-nucleotide messenger RNA. It is a transcript of the gene CCDC61, whose product is annotated as coiled-coil domain containing 61. Bases 121 to 1662 code for a protein of 513 amino acids. The transcript is spliced from 14 exons. The record is from RefSeq and is a predicted model, not a curated record. Gene Ontology annotation, cellular component: centrosome. Lineage: Eukaryota; Metazoa; Chordata; Mammalia; Artiodactyla; Cervidae.
UUGGCUGCGAGUAAGCCAGAACCAAUCAGCAGCGAGAAGGCCGGAUCCUGGGGCGGGGCUGGAGCUUCGGCAGUUGAACCGCUCGCGAGGAGGGGUGUCCCUGGAGAAGCGACACUGGCCAUGGACCAGCCAGCUGGCCUGCAGGUAGACUACGUCUUCCGGGGUGUGGAGCACGCCGUGCGGGUGACGGUGUCCGGGCAGGUGCUAGAGCUGGAGGUGGAGGACCGGAUGACGGCCGACCAGUGGCGGGGCGAGUUCGAUGCCAGCUUCAUCGAAGAUUUGACUCACAAGACAGGGAACUUCAAACAGUUCAGCAUCUUCUGUAACAUGCUGGAGUCGGCCCUCACCCAGAGCAGUGAGUCGGUCACCCUUGACCUGCUGACCUACACAGAUCUGGAGUCCCUGCGGAACCGAAAGAUGGGGGGCCGCCCAGGCCCCUUGGCCUCAAGGUCUGCCCAGCUCAACUCCAAGCGCUACCUGAUCCUCAUCUACUCUGUGGAGUUUGACAGGAUUCACUACCCGCUGCCCCUCCCGUACCAGGGCAAGCCGGACCCUGUGGUCCUGCAGGGCAUCAUUCGCUCACUAAAGGAGGAGCUAAGCCGCCUUCGAGGGCUGGAUGUCCAGGACACUCGGGACAGCCGGGAAACUGAGAUCUGGCACCUGCGGGAACAGGUGUCGCGCUUGGCGUCUGAGAAACGCGACCUGGAGGCCCAGCUGGGCAGGUCGCGCGAAGAGGCGCUGGCCGGGCGGGCGGCGCGCCAGGAGGUCGAGUCGCUACGCGGGCUCGUGCGCGGCCUGGAACUGGAGUUGCGGCAGGAGCGCGGCCUCGGGCACCGCGGGUCCGGCCGCCGAAGCCAGGAUUGCCGCCGCCUGGCCAAGGAGCUCGAAGAGGUGAAGGCGUCGGAGCGGAGCCUGCGUGCCCGGCUGAAGGCGCUGAACACCGAGCUGGCCCAGUACAAGAGGGGGAGACGGACCCUGCCGGUGGUGCCGUCCUCGGCGCGGGAAGAUAGGGCUUCCACGUCCCGGGAGCGCUCCACGUCGCGUGGCCGUGGCGCCGCCCGCUCUUCAUCCCGGGAGAGCGGCCGCGGGGGCCGGGGUCGAGGUCGCCCUGCCCGCCCCUCGCCCUCGCCAACAGGUGGUCGCGUGCCCCGUUUCGACCCAACAGCCUUUGUGAAAGCCAAGGAGAAGAAGCAGAGAGAGAUCAAGAUGAAGCAGCAGCAGCGGAACCGAUUGGGCAGCGGAGGAAGUGGGGACGGCCCAUCCGUCUCCUGGUCUCGCCAGACUCGGCCGCCGGCAGCGGUGACCGGUCGAGGAGACGCGGCUAACCGCUCCCGAAACCGCAGCUCCUCGGUGGACAGUUUCCGCAGCCGCUACUCGUCCGCCAGCUCCUGCAGCGAGUUAGAGGAUUUCUCCGAGUCCCUCCCUCGAGGCGUUCACCGCCGCGGGAAGCCGCCCAGCCCCACCACGUGGAGUGGGUUCAAUACACAGCAGAAGUCCACCCCCCUUGAACGUGGUCGCCAUCAGAGACGCCUGGCCAGUUCGGGGGGCUGGGUUCCCAUCAAAGAGUACAGCUCAGACCACCAGGCGGCUGACAUGGCCGAAAUAGAUGCCCGCCUGAAAGCCUUGCAGGAAUACAUGAACCGACUGGACACGCGGUCGUGACCUCGGAUGCAGACUACUGCACCUCCAACCCCACCCACCGCUGGAUUCGGCGUGGGGGCGGGGCCGGUGUGUCCUGGCCCCGCCCCCGCCCAGGCCCCGCCCCUCCUGGUGCUCUUAGGGGUCUCAGGCGUGUGAGGCCCCACCCCACCCCCUCCCGUGGGCAUGGCAUGCUGGGAGGGAGGGUAAGUGAG